Molecule: messenger RNA, 2460 nt
Organism: Electrophorus electricus (electric eel)
Lineage: Eukaryota; Metazoa; Chordata; Actinopteri; Gymnotiformes; Gymnotidae
Gene: tnfsf13
Product: TNF superfamily member 13
Biological process (GO): immune response; positive regulation of B cell proliferation
Cellular component (GO): membrane
Molecular function (GO): tumor necrosis factor receptor binding; receptor ligand activity
Source: RefSeq, a predicted model, not a curated record
UCCACACCGCGCCUUUUAGCAGUAAUACACGCUACCAAAGCACUAUAAAUAUCUAAGUAGUGCUCAUUUGUUUUGAUAAGCACAUGCGAGAAUGCAGAAGUCACUGAUCUUGUGCACCGUUAUCAUUUCGCUCGCCUGUGUCUGCGUCGCUGUCCUGGCCGUGCAGUGGCGUCGCAUUCAGACGCUGCGACUCGAGCUGUUGAACCUGGAGCAGCACGUCAUGUCUUUGACAGGCUCGUGCGGGGAGCGCGGGACCUAUCCGUACACUACCGCCUGCUGCGGGGUUUCCUUGACCCACCCUUUGAGAAACAGCAGAAAGAAAAGAGGUGCGUCAUCAAAACAGAAUCCAAGAAGGAAGAGACAGACAGAGCAGCGUACCUUUGUGCACCUGGUCCCUGCCUCUAUUCAUUCCUACGACGAGCGUGAUUUGACGGUCCUUACUUGGGCUCUUGGGCAGAGCUACGGGGCGGGGUUGCAGUUAUCGGGGGAAACCAUCACUGUGGUGAACAAUGGCACUUACUUUAUCUACAGUCAGGUGCUGUAUAAAGACACCACCUGGGUCAUGGGUCAUGUGAUCACCAAGCGGAUAAACGGGGCUGAAACCAAACUGAUGAAAUGUCUGAAGAGCAUGCCCAGGAACGUCAGUCUCCCUCUCAACUCCUGCUACACUGCAGGCGCUCACUUCCUGGAGUCAGGAUCAGUUCUAGAACUUUCCGUCCCACGCAAAUCUGCUGACCUUAUCCUGUCUGCUCAGGCCACAUUUAUGGGAAUCUUUAGUAUCUGACGUUUUGUUGUCAUAGGUGUGCAUUUUCUGUUGGGCUUUCUAGUGUCACACCAACACACAGACACACACACACACACACACACACACACACACACACACACACACACACACACACACUCAUAUUUUAUUUUUUCCAGACAUAAAUAUAUACAACGUUUUUGUGGCAAAAGGAAAUCACAAAAGUUGCUGUUUUUGUGAGGGCAUAUGGGAUGAUGCAUGUACACAAACCUGUACCUGGAGGGUGCGUUGCUAUUAAUUUUUCUACAUUUAUGAGGUCAAUUGUAUGUUGUAUUGCUUGCUGUUAUCAUUCAUUUAACAAAUUAAUAAUCUUUUUGAGCAUCAGGUCAUAUAAUAAGGAUAGUUUAAGGUAUACUGUGGCCAAAUAAGAUUAAACUACAAAACCUUAGUUAUAUUUAUUUUGGUAAUAUUUGGACAGAAUUUGGUAAUUUUAAUAAUACAGUGUUGCAUUUAUCAAAAGCACUAUAGCCUGUUUCUUUACCAAACAUAGUUUACACAAAAGGUACUUCAAAGCAAACUGGAGAGUUAGUUGUUUGUUUGUUUUUGUUGUUGUUGUUUGUUUUUUGAGACCAACUAACCAAGGUUGCAUGGUUCACUACAGGCAGAAAGCUUUCUCACUGCUAGAGAAAUGAUGGGGAGAGAAUGGAUGACAAGGCAUUGAUUCUUUUUUUGUUGUUGUGAGAAAAUAUUCUUAGACUCUGUCUUAGAGGCUUAUCAUGAGCAUCACUUCCAUGGAGAUAACCAAGCACCCUAUGGGCAAGAGUGUGUGCUAAAAGCUGUAGAUGGAAAAUAAAUUGGUACGAUGAUUAGAGCCAGAGAAACAAACAACCAACAACAAUAUGCAUGACAAAAUAAUCUAAUUCAUACUACAUAAAUAUAUAGCUAAUACACAAAUAAAUAAAUAAAUAAAUAAAUGAGUGAGUGAAUGAAUGAAUGAACGAACUGAGAAAAAGGUGUGGUGCUGUACCCAAACUUAGCCUUUGUAUAAUUCUGUGUUAAUGCAGUCAGAUCCGUAUGGGAUAGCUGUAGGCAUUAUGCUUAAUCCUGUCCCAGCACAGCCAGAUCUGUAUGUUUAUCUGUAUGUUUUAUGCCUAAUUCUUUUUCAAUGCAUUCAGAUCCACAUGUUUUAAGUUGUUCCAUUGAAGGCUUGUACGUGCAGGAUUGUAUAUCAAAUUUAAACAGUCGGGCCUAAUUGGUCAAAACUGACAUUGUCCCUUUCUUCAAAAUAGUUCAGGAGCUGGGUCCAAGUUAUUACACAAUGGACCUUCUCAGAGCUGCAGGGUACUGAAAGACUCUUCCUUCAUUAGCUUUAAAGCCAUUUAAGACGUUAUGAAGAAUAAAUUGGAACUAAGAUGGAGACAUCCUUGUCAGUGAUCAACCAGAAUAAAUGAGGGAAGCUUUUGCAGAGAUCUGAGGCAACAGGGAACUUUCCCACACAGUGUUCAACCUUUGUUCUGUUUGCACUAAACAGAAGUGUUUGGGAUGUUUGACUUGAACUGAUGGAAUUCUGAUGGAGUAAUGUGUGUUCUGAUUAACUGCUUGUUUUGGGAAGAGUUGUAGAAGGGGGGUUAAUUGCUUGCGUCUGAGCUUUCAGACAGAGACCUGUUCCCCCCAUCUGGGUAAAUGUGAUUUUUUUGUAUUAAACCGUCGAGAAUGGA